Messenger RNA from Gorilla gorilla gorilla (western lowland gorilla), 2969 nucleotides. It is a transcript of the gene PID1, whose product is annotated as phosphotyrosine interaction domain containing 1. Gene Ontology annotation, cellular component: cytoplasm. The record is from RefSeq and is a predicted model, not a curated record. Lineage: Eukaryota; Metazoa; Chordata; Mammalia; Primates; Hominidae. The transcript is spliced from 3 exons. Bases 456 to 1310 code for a protein of 284 amino acids. Gene Ontology annotation, biological process: negative regulation of D-glucose import across plasma membrane; regulation of mitochondrial membrane potential; regulation of reactive oxygen species metabolic process.
GAGCAUAGAUGUGAUGUCUAGCAUUGCAGCAGCCAUAUUGUGAUUCUGCAGCAAUAAAUGACAAGCCUUAAAACCAGUCCACUAAGAAGGCUAGCAUGAUAAGAUGGAAGGACUUGGAUCAGUAAGCAGCACCUGAACCUACCUCCUAACAAAAGUUAUAUGAGAAAAAUGUGACCCCCUUUCAUUUGUUUAUGCCCAUAUGUGAAUUGGGACUUCUGUUACAUGUAUCUUUGACAUUCCUAACCAACACAGCUACUAAGGGACCAAAAUUCAGAUUCAAACCCAAGCCUCCAUAUGUUAUUCAUUGUUGAAGGUUGAAUUGUGUUCCCCUAAAAGAUGUGUUGAAGUCUUAACCCCUGGUACCUGUGAAUGUAGCUUUAUUUGGAAAUAAGGUUUGUGCAGAUGUAAGCAAGUUAAGAUGAGGUCAUAUUGAAUUAGGGUGAACCCUAGAGCCAAUGACUAAUGUCCUUAUAAGGAGAGAUUUGCAGACACAGAAGCGGCACAGAGAAGGCCAUUGUGAAGAUCAAGGCAGAAACCGGAGUUAUGGCAUCAUAAGCCAAGGAAUGCCAAGGAUUGCUGGCAACCACCUGAUGUUAGAAGAGUCGAGGACAUGUUCUUCUCCAGAGCUUUUGGAUGGUGUGUGGCCCUGCCAACCUUUACAUUUUGGACUUCCAGCCUCCCAAAUGCACUUUCAGACCAUGCUGAAGUCUAAAUUGAAUGUCUUAACACUGAAAAAGGAACCUCUCCCAGCAGUCAUCUUCCAUGAGCCGGAGGCCAUUGAGCUGUGCACGACCACACCGCUGAUGAAGACAAGGACUCACAGUGGCUGCAAGGUUACCUACCUGGGCAAAGUCUCCACCACUGGCAUGCAGUUUUUGUCAGGCUGCACAGAAAAGCCAGUCAUUGAGCUCUGGAAGAAGCACACGCUAGCCCGAGAGGAUGUCUUUCCGGCCAAUGCCCUCCUGGAAAUCCGGCCAUUCCAAGUGUGGCUCCAUCACCUGGACCACAAAGGGGAGGCCACAGUGCACAUGGAUACUUUCCAGGUGGCCCGCAUCGCCUACUGCACCGCCGACCACAACGUGAGCCCCAACAUCUUCGCCUGGGUCUACAGGGAGAUCAAUGAUGACCUGUCCUACCAGAUGGACUGCCACGCGGUGGAGUGCGAGAGCAAGCUCGAGGCCAAGAAACUGGCCCACGCCAUGAUGGAGGCCUUCAGGAAGACUUUCCACAGUAUGAAGAGCGACGGGCGGAUCCACAGCAACAGCUCCUCCGAAGAGGUUUCCCAGGAAUUGGAAUCCGAUGAUGGCUGAAUGAACUUGAGACGCUUCAGCAAAGGCAGCAUUGGUCACGGAGUUCAAGGGAAUAGAUGAGUAAGCAACGUUUCAAAUUUGGGAUGAAAAGACUGCCAAACUAUUGGCUGACCAAGCUUUUUAAAUUCAGAAGAGCAAUUCUAAAUCUAAAGAAAUGUAUCAUUAAAGUAAUUACGUUACAUUGAAACCUGCUGCUGCUGUGACUGUGAGGAGGGUGGGAGUGUGGAUGGGGAGGAAGGUUCUAGGCUCUCUUCUUAUUUUUCUCAUUUCCCAAUGCCUCUCUGUGGGAGAGCUCCAUGCCAGUUUUCACCACUCUCAGGCAAAUACUCUGCAGCUGUUAUUGGAUGGGCCAUUCCGAUCUGCCUUAUGAAAUUCCACAAGAAUGUUAGGGGCACCUAUGGGAUCUCUAGUGGGGUGGGCAGGGUGCUGAUGGGGACGCUGGCCGCAGGGAGGAAGGAACAUCUCGGGAGGGCCCUCUGUUCCUCUCCCACGGCAGAUGCCCUCUUCUGUACGCAAAUCAGCACAGCCUUUAUUGAGCUUUACAACUAACAACCUGAUAGUUGGCAGUUAAUUCACAGUUACAGAUAAUGCUUUUAUUUACAUAAAUAUACCAAGUAGUACCCUCUUAUUGUAUUCACUUCAUCUAUUUUCUUAGAAUACUUGCAAUUACUAAUGACCCCUUCCCUUUCCCUCCUGCUGCCCUGUCCACCCUCCUUCCCCUUCUAACAUCCCUAGAGGGAUGAAAUCUCAGCAUAUGUUGCAGGACACCAAAAGGAAGAAAACAAUCAAGCAAAUAAAAUAAACAGUCAAACAAACCAGGAGUUUAAAACAACAACCCCAACAACAGAAGCCUUGGCAAAGAGGAAUGAGUGAUCAGCAAGUGAACACACUCUAUGUCAACUCUCCUUUUGUCCAGCUGAGAUUUAUGGUAACUUAUUUAAUUAAUGGUCCUGUCUGAUGCAUCCUUGAUGGCAAGCUUCAAAUCCGAUUUGGUAUCACCAAGGAAACCUUGCCCCCAUCACUCAGCAUUGCACUUAGAUACAGAAUGAGUUAGAUAAACUUGGCUUGUCUAGAGACCCAUGUCAUCUUAACCUAAAGGGAAAUCUUAUUGCGUUAUCAUAAAAUUGAUGAUAUCUUAGGGUCAGAAUUGCCCUUUUUUUUAUUUUGAAUGAGAAGUUCUCACUAAAAAAAUCCUGAGAUUUCUUAAUUUCAUGGUUCUUUAAAUAUUAUAAACACAGAGUCAACAUAGAAUGAAAUUGUAUUUGUUAAAAUACACACAUUGGAGGCCAAGAGCAGAUGACUACUCUUCCAAGUAAUGCUGCUCCUUCCUAAAAGUCUGUUUUCAAUCCUGGUAAUAUUAGGGGCACUGCGGCACCUAAGAAGCCUUAAAUGAGAGCUAAUCCAAUCUAGAGAGCGAUGGUGUCAGCAUUUCGGUCUGCAUAUCUGUGUGUCCGUAUCUGCGUUUGUGUGCGUGUACGUGUGCCCCUGUGUGUGGGCCCAGUUUUCAGGCAUGUAGAAUAAGCAUGGAGUCAUAUUGAGGAGGACUCACUUCUUGAAGAUAUGCUUGUUGCUUUACAACAUAUGUAAGCUAUUCUUUAGCAUAAAUGCAUUCAUUCUUUAAUAAAAAUAUGUUUGCAUUAAUAAAGCUGAGGAGUUUCA